Molecule: messenger RNA, 552 nt
Organism: Aegilops tauschii subsp. strangulata
Lineage: Eukaryota; Viridiplantae; Streptophyta; Magnoliopsida; Poales; Poaceae
Source: RefSeq, a predicted model, not a curated record
AUGGCCGAUGCUCAGGGGCGUGGUCGGGGGAGAGGCAGACGCGACCCGAAAAGGAACCAGAGGGGAGGAGAUGGCCACCUUGGCCAAGCGGAUCAUGGAGGGAGCGGGCAGAACCAGUGGGCGCAGCAGCAGUUUGGCCCCCCGCAGCAGCAAUUCCCCUUCGGAUUCGGCUUUCAGGGUGCCCCUCCCCCAUGGUACCAGGGGCCGUUCAUGCAGCCGCCACCGAUGAUGAACCAGUGGGGAGCGCCAGGCAAUUGGGGGCAAGGUCAGAUGCAGAAUCAGCAGCUGCACCAGCAAGGGGGAGGACCAGGUCCGGAAUUCCAAGGGCAGGCACCACCUCAGGUGCAGAUGCAGGGGAAACAGGGGCAAGCUACCUUGGUGCAGUCAGCAGUAGAGAACAACAGAGAUAACAACAGUCAGGCUCAGCAGCAGCAGAAGAAGCAGCCACAAAACAAAAACAAAAAUGUCAACAAGGCCAAGGAUUCUUCAGGAGGUGACUACAGUGAUGUUACCUGCUAUACAUGUGGAGAGCCUGGGCAUCAUAAGGCCUAG